Molecule: messenger RNA, 4839 nt
Organism: Ziziphus jujuba (common jujube)
Lineage: Eukaryota; Viridiplantae; Streptophyta; Magnoliopsida; Rosales; Rhamnaceae
Product: CHD3-type chromatin-remodeling factor PICKLE
Exons: 31
Coding region: 222-4631 (1469 amino acids)
Biological process (GO): negative regulation of transcription by RNA polymerase II; chromatin remodeling
Cellular component (GO): chromatin; nucleus
Molecular function (GO): ATP binding; ATP hydrolysis activity; chromatin binding
Source: RefSeq, a predicted model, not a curated record
UUUUUGGUCAAAUCGUGUGCUCAACUGUCGGGUGAUUUUAGCACUGCACCGUCUUUACUUCUUUCUCUAACCCGCUCCAACACUCCGGCACUUUUGGGCUUCAGGGGUUUCAGGCGAGAAUCUCUGUUCACUGGGUCCCUCAGAUCCGGCAAUCUCCGGUAAUUCUUUUUGUCUUCCUAAAUUCACUAUCAGUACAGUGUGACGCAGCUUCGUCCUCGUAAAUGAAUAUGAGUAGCUUGGUCGAGAGGCUACGAGUUAGAUCAGAUCGAAGGCCAAUUUAUAACCUCGAUGAAUCUGAUGAUGAUGCUGAUGUUGUACCUGGGAGACAUGGGACAGCUCAGGAGAAGUUUGAGAAGAUAGUUAGGGAUGAUGCGAAAGAGAGUUCAUGUCAAGCCUGUGGAGAAAGUGGGAAUCUUCUGUGCUGUGAAACAUGUACUUAUGCUUACCAUCCUAAGUGUCUGCUUCCACCAUUGAAAGCUCCUCUUCCUUCUAACUGGAGAUGUCCUGAAUGUGUUAGCCCUCUUAAUGAUAUCGAUAAGAUAUUGGACUGUGAAAUGCGCCCUACUGUAGCUGAUGAUAGUGAUGCCUCAAAGCUUGGAACGAAGCAAAUAUUUGUAAAACAAUAUCUUGUUAAAUGGAAGGGAUUAUCUUAUCUGCAUUGUACAUGGGUGCCGGAGAAAGAGUUCCACAAAGCUUUCAAGACCCAUCCACGUCUAAAGACAAAAGUGAACAAUUUCCACCGUCAAAUGGGAUCAAGUAAUAAUUCCGAGGAUGACUUUGUUGCCAUUCGACCAGAAUGGACUACUGUUGAUCGGAUUAUUGCUUGCAGGGGAGAUGAUGAUGAGAAGGAAUAUCUUGUAAAGUGGAAAGAACUUCCUUAUGAUGAUUGCUAUUGGGAAUUUGAAUCAGACAUAUCUGCAUUUCAGCCAGAAAUUGAUAAAUUCAAUAGAAUACAAUCUAGGUCUCGCAAACUACCUUCGAAUAAGCAGAAAACUAGUAUUAAAGAUGCUGCUGAAUCAAAAAGGAAGCAAAAAGAGUUUCAACAGUAUGAACACAGUCCUGAAUUUCUUUCUGGAGGUACACUACAUCCUUAUCAGCUUGAGGGGUUGAAUUUCUUGCGUUUCUCUUGGUCCAAACAAACUCAUGUUAUACUUGCUGAUGAAAUGGGACUUGGAAAGACAAUACAGAGUAUUGCAUUUUUAGCCUCACUUUUUGGGGAGAACAUCUCUCCACAUUUGGUAGUUGCACCACUAUCAACAUUGCGAAACUGGGAACGUGAAUUUGCAACAUGGGCACCUCAAAUGAAUUGUGUUAUGUACGUUGGUACUUCCCAAGCUCGUGCAAUAAUAAGGGAGUAUGAAUUUUACUAUCCUAAAAAUCAUAAGAAAAUCAAGAAAAAGAAGUCUGGUCUACUAGUUACUGAAAGCAAGCAAGAUAGGAUCAAAUUUGAUGUCCUCCUUACAUCAUAUGAGAUGAUUAACUUAGACACAACAUCACUGAAACCAAUAAAGUGGGAGUGUAUGAUUGUCGAUGAAGGCCAUCGUCUCAAAAAUAAGGAUUCAAAGUUGUUUUCAUCAUUGAAGCAGUAUUCAAGUAGACACCGUGUGCUUUUGACUGGAACUCCUCUUCAGAACAAUCUUGAUGAACUUUUCAUGCUUAUGCACUUCCUUGAUGCUGGGAAGUUUGGAAGUCUGGAGGAGUUUCAGGAAGAAUUUAAGGAUAUCAAUCAAGAGGAGCAGAUAUCUAGACUUCAUAAAAUGUUGGCGCCCCAUCUUCUCAGAAGAGUGAAAAAGGAUGUCAUGAAGGAACUACCACCCAAAAAGGAACUUAUUUUGCGUGUUGACUUAAGUAGCAAGCAGAAAGAGUAUUACAAAGCAAUUCUUACUCGCAAUUAUCAGAUAUUAACUCGCCGUGGUGGUGCACAGAUAUCGCUUAUCAAUGUGGUAAUGGAAUUACGCAAGCUCUGUUGUCAUCCUUACAUGUUAGAGGGAGUUGAACCAGAUAUAGAAGAUGCAAAUGAAUCUUACAAACAAUUGUUAGAGACUUCUGGGAAAUUGCAGUUGUUGGACAAAAUGAUGGUAAAGCUUAAAGAGCAAGGUCAUAGAGUUCUCAUAUAUUCACAAUUUCAGCACAUGUUAGACUUGUUAGAAGAUUACUGUACUUACAAGAAAUGGCAGUAUGAACGUAUAGAUGGUAAGGUUGGUGGAGCUGAAAGACAAAUACGAAUUGAUCGGUUCAAUGCCAAAAAUUCGUCCAGGUUUUGUUUUUUGCUUUCUACAAGAGCAGGAGGCCUAGGAAUAAACCUUGCGACUGCUGAUACAGUCAUUAUAUAUGACAGUGAUUGGAAUCCUCAUGCCGAUCUACAAGCUAUGGCUAGAGCUCAUCGUCUUGGGCAGACUAACAAGGUAAUGAUUUAUAGGCUUGUAACACGAGGAUCCAUUGAAGAAAGGAUGAUGCAGAUGACAAAGAAGAAAAUGGUUUUAGAACAUUUAGUUGUUGGAAGGUUGAAGGCUCAAAAUAUCAACCAGGAAGAGUUAGAUGACAUCAUAAGGUAUGGAUCAAAGGAGUUAUUUGCUGAUGAAAAUGAUGAAGCUGGAAAAUCUCGACAAAUACAUUAUGAUGAUGCUGCUAUUGAUAGAUUACUUGACCGUGAUCAAGCUGGAGAUGAAGAGGCUACAUUGGAUGAUGAAGAUGAAGAUGGAUUUUUGAAGGCUUUUAAGGUAGCAAAUUUUGAGUAUAUUGAUGAAGUGGAGGCUGUAGCUGAGGAAGAAUCACAAAAGGUUUCCAUGGAAAGUAACACUGUGAACAGUGCUGAAAGAUCAAAUUACUGGGAAGAGUUGUUAAGAGAUAGAUAUGAAGUGCAUAAAAUUGAAGAAUUUAAUGCUUUGGGGAAAGGAAAGAGAAGUCGUAAGCAGAUGGUAUCCGUUGAAGAGGAUGAUCUUGCUGGUUUAGAAGAUGUAAGUUCUGAGGGUGAGGAUGACAACUAUGAAGCUGAUAUGACUGAUGGUGAAACAGCAUCAUCUGGAACUGCUUCUCAGAGGAAGCCUUACAGAAAGAAAGCCCGUGUUGAUAGCGCAGAGCCUCUUCCUUUGAUGGAAGGUGAAGGAAGGUCAUUUAGAGUACUGGGUUUCAAUCAAAAUCAGAGGGCUGCAUUUGUACAAAUCUUGAUGAGGUUUGGUGUUGGAGAUUUUGAUUGGAAAGAGUUUACAUCUCGUAUGAAGCAGAAGACUUAUGAAGAAAUAAAAGAUUAUGGAACUCUUUUCUUGUCUCACAUUGCUGAAGAUAUUACUGACUCCCCAACGUUUUCAGAUGGUGUUCCAAAAGAAGGACUCAGAAUCCAAGAUGUACUUGUUCGGAUUGCAGUUCUGAUGUUAAUAAGGGAUAAAGCAAAGAAUUCGUCAGAAAAUGCAGGUGCUCCACUUUUUGCAGAUGACAUCUUGUUGCGCUAUCCAGGAUUGAAGGGUGGGAAAUUUUGGAAGGAGGAGCAUGAUUUAUUGUUAUUGCGUGCCGUAUUAAAGCAUGGAUAUGGGAGAUGGCAAGCUAUUGUUGAUGACAAGGACCUGAGGAUUCAAGAAGUUAUAUGUCAAGAAUUGAAUCUUCCCUUCAUAAGUCUACCUGUUGCCAACCAAACUGGUUCUCAAGCGCAGAAUGGUUCUAAUGCUGCUACUACAGAAGCACCUAAGGAAAAUGGUAGUGGGAAUGAUAUAGCCACUGACAUUCCACAGGGAACUACUGAUGCUGCAAAUCAAUCUCAAAUGUAUCAAGACUCUUCUAUCUUGUAUCAUUUUAGAGAUAUGCAAAGAAGACAGGUUGAGUUUAUUAAGAAAAGAGUGCUGCUUUUGGAAAAAGGGCUCAAUGCAGAGUACCAGAAGGAAUACUUUGGUGACAUGAAGUCAAAUGAGGUUACAGGUGAUGAACAUGACAAUGAACCUAAGGGUGGAAAUAUCCCAAAUGCCUCUGGCUCUCUUGCUGCAGAGACUGAUGUGGACAUGGUUGAUCAAUUGCCUCAUUUAGAAGCUUUUGCUGCUGAAGAAAUAUCUUCUGCCGCAUGCGAUAACGAUCCAGACCGAUUGAAACUGCCUCAUCUUUAUAACAAGAUGUGUAAGAUUGUGGAGGAAACCACCCAUGAGACAUCAUCGGCCAACCAACCAGCUAGUCAGAAUUUAAAGAAAAAUCUUCUUCCAAUUGAAACCAUUUGUGAGGACAUAAAUCGAAUUCUUUCUCCUGUUCUGGAAAAUCCUUCAACUUCAGCACGGCCAGCAGUAACUACAGAACAAUCACGUGUUGAACCAAAGGGCAAUGCUGCCGCACCUGAAUCUCUUCAAGAUGACAGCAGGCCUGCUGCUGCAGUAGAAGAGGUUGGUGAGUUGAAAGACUUGGCAACAGAAUCGAAACAUAAUAAAGAAACUAGCAAGUCGUUGGAGUUGGGCACAGACCAAGUCAAAGAAAAGAGUGAUGGAUCAUCUUCUAAGGUUCCAACUCCUGCUGAACCAUGUCCACCUUUGGCAGGACCCUCAAGUUCACCAAAAAGAACUGAAAAUGCUGUUGAAAUAGAAGAAAGGAAGAGCGAACCUGUUGGUAAUGGAAGCACAGAGAAAACCAAGGAGGGUGUCAUAGUACUGGAUGAUUAAUUGCGGCGGUACUGGGUCGUAUUACUGAAGUAGCAUUAAUGGGUCUAAUUCAAACACCCUUUUUCAGUGGCAUUAAUGGGUCUAAUUCAUACCCUUUUUCUUUAUAGAAUUACCAUCUAAUUGUAUUUUUUUUCCCAAAAAAUUUCUACAAUCAACUGGAAUAUUUUUUGUGGCUUAUAUUAUAAAAUCUCACCUUUUUUUGGUAAAA